AUGGAGUCUAACUCAACUGGAGCUAUUGCUAGCACAUCUGACGUACACGAGCUUCCCAAGGAAAUGAAUGAGAUGAAAAUUAGAGAGGAUAAAACUGAUGAUCAUGAGGAUACAGCUAAGGAAAUGGAACCGAGUGUUGUUAGCGGCAGCAGUACUGAAACAGGUCAGAUAAUCGUGACUUCGAUUGGUGGCCGGAAUGGACAGCCAAAACAGACAAUGUCUUACAUGGCAGAGCGUGUUGUUGGGACUGGUUCGUUCGGAGUUGUAUACCAGGCUAAAUGCCUUGAAACAGGCGAAUCAGUUGCUAUAAAGAAAGUUCUACAAGAUAGAAGGUAUAAAAACAGAGAACUUCAGAUAAUGCGCUUGCUUAAUCAUCCGAACGUUAUUCAGCUUAAGCACUAUUUCUAUUCAACUACCGAAAACAACGAGGUGUACCUUAAUCUCGUGCUCGAGUAUGUAUCGGAGACUGUUUAUCGUGCUUCAAGGCAUUAUACUCGAGCAAACCAAUACAUGCCCGUUAUAUAUGUGCAGCUUUAUACUUACCAGAUAUGCCGAGCUUUGAAUUAUAUGCAUAGAGUUAUUGGCGUAUGUCAUCGAGACAUUAAACCCCAGAAUCUUCUGGUUAAUCCUCACACACAUCAGCUAAAGCUGUGUGAUUUGGGCAGUGCAAAAAUGCUGGUACCUGGCGAACCAAAUGUCUCGUAUAUUUGCUCUCGUUAUUACAGAGCUCCCGAACUAAUAUUUGGGGCCACAGAGUACACAACUGCAAUUGAUAUGUGGUCGGUUGGUUGUGUUAUGGCCGAGCUACUUCUUGGACGUCCUCUAUUUCCUGGUGAAAGCAGUGUUGAUCAACUAGUUGAAAUAAUUAAGGUUUUGGGGACACCGACCCGAGAGGAAAUCAAGUGCAUGAACCCGAAUUACAGUGAAUUUAAGUUCCCUCAGAUUAAAGCCCACCCUUGGCACAAGGUAUUUCAUAAAAGAAUGCCCCCUGAAGCAGUGGAUUUGGUCUCAAGGCUACUCCAAUAUUCACCGACUUUACGAUUUUCUGCAUUGGAGGCUUGUGCACACCCGUUUUUUGAUGACUUGAGAGAACCUAAUGCAUGCUUACCAAACGGCCGACCAUUACCUACCCUUUUCAAUUUUGCAGCCGAAGAACUGGCUGGUGCAUCUUCGGAACUUCUAAAACGGCUAAUUCCAGAUCAUUGCAAGCAGUGA
This is a messenger RNA of Striga hermonthica, 1215 nucleotides long. NCBI's taxonomy places the organism in Eukaryota, Viridiplantae, Streptophyta, Magnoliopsida, Lamiales, Orobanchaceae. The record is from the annotation of a GenBank genome assembly.